UUUUUUACCGAUGAUUGCCAAACCAAGAUGCUCAAGAAUGAGUCAAGAGACCGGCUUUAUUGCAUAAUAUUGUGGUUUUGAUGGUAGUAGAUUCAAGAGCUACUACAAUCAUGGCAUACACUCCCAAGGAAACAAAAACCGCUCUCCUUCUUCCGGAUCGUCAUUUUCUCACCACACAAACAGCUCCAAAAACAAUAGUAAAAACAGUUAUCUUCUGUUAUUUCUCUUUCCACCUUUUACUUGUCCUCCCUCUAUGGCUAUUGAUGAUGUUUCUGUUGUGUUCUUUGUCUGCCCUUUGUAUGGCUAAUCAUUACCUUCUUGGGAUUCUUUGACUCUCUCUGUUUUCUGGGUCUCUUCAGUUUCUGGGUCUUCAAACAAUGGGUUUGGCUGAAGACAAUGUGACCUCUGAAACAAAACCAACCCAACCAAUACAGAGUCAUAGCAGACAGCCGAGUGAGACUUCUUGUUAUGCCACUGAGGAUGAAGAAGAGGGUAACAAAGAGGAUGAAGAAGAAGAAGCUCGUCUACAAUUGGGUCCCAUUUGCAGUAUCAAAGAGCAUCUUGAAAAGGAUAAGGAUGAUGAGAGUUUGAGGCGGUGGAAAGAACAACUUCUUGGCAGUGUCGAUGUCAAUGCGGCUGAAGAAACUCUAGAACCAGAUGUCAAAAUUUUGAGCCUUACUAUCCUCUGCCUUGGUCGACCUGAUCUUGUUCUUGAGAUUCCUGCCAAUGGGGACCCCAAAGGCGUGUGGUUUACACUGAAAGAAGACACCUGUUACCAUCUGAAAUUCUCCAUUCAGGUCAGCAACAAUAUUGUUUCUGGCCUGAGGUACACUAACACUGUUUGGAAAACUGGUCUCAAGGUUGACAGCUCGAAGCAGAUGCUCGGAACCUUCAGUCCUCAGGCUGCGCCUUACAUACAUGAGAUGCCAGAAGAGACUACCCCCUCUGGAAUGUUCGCAAGAGGAUCAUAUUCGGCGAAAACAAAGUUUAUUGAUGACGACAACAAGUGCUACUUGGAAAUCAACUACACAUUCAGUAUCCAAAAAGAAUGGCCAAAGUAAAACCGAGAUUUAACUGUCCUCUGACUCUCAAUCACCGCUUUUGAGUCCCUGCAGUAACAGCAAUGCAAGCCGCCAGAAUAGGAGAACAGGAAGGACGUGGCUUCAGAGUUCCUUGGAUUGUACCCAAAUAAAACCACAAAAACCCUUCAGAUUGUCCAUUGCAUUUGCUAGCUUUUUUGUUAUUCUCUGCCCGUCUGCACAUUCAGACCAGCCUCAAAUGAGUUGUUUAGAUUCAGUUGCUGUACAUCUCUUUGCUUUGUAUAGACAAAGAAAGCAUAUCGUUUUUUUUGUUUGAUGACCGUCUUUUUCUUUGCCAAGGCUACCAAAAUUUUGCAUGUAUCAUUUUACUGAAGCAUGAUAUACAUCCAGCAAUAAGUUUUGAAUGUACAGCUCCGUGUGGUCUUUUGACAUUA
Molecule: messenger RNA, 1474 nt
Organism: Camellia sinensis
Lineage: Eukaryota; Viridiplantae; Streptophyta; Magnoliopsida; Ericales; Theaceae
Product: rho GDP-dissociation inhibitor 1
Biological process (GO): Rho protein signal transduction
Cellular component (GO): cytosol; cytoplasm; membrane
Molecular function (GO): Rho GDP-dissociation inhibitor activity; protein binding
Source: RefSeq, a predicted model, not a curated record